GUUCCCUAGCUCGCUGAAGUUGGAGUCUUUGUUUCUUAUGAAAUUAAUAAGUAAAAUAUUUUCGAGUGCCCAUAAAAUUGAUCAGAUUGCAGUACAUAAAAGAAUAAUGGAGUGCGCUAGAUGUGUGUGUAAAUAAUUAAGACGAGUUAAGCGGUAGAAUAACAUUUGAAAAAAUAGCUUUGGGCGGCGACUCUUCCCUGUCGCCUUGUUGUUGUAGUUUUAGUUGAGAGUGAGCUCAGCGCUUCGUGCAACAGCAACAGCAACAACAACAAGCAGCAGCAGCAGCGAAAACAAGUCGACUCACCUGUGCAAAAGUGCACAUAAUGACCACCCAACGACCGCAUCGAAAUGCCACCAGCGCAGCGGCAACAACAAUCGGUAGUGGUGGUAGCAGCGGUGGCGGCGGCAGUGGUGGUGAGUCCGAAUACGAGACGUUGAUGCAGCGACUGCACAUCAGCGGAGCACCAGUUUUGACAGCAACAACAAACACAAAUUCCAAUGCAAUGAUGGGCCUCCGUAUCUAUCAGCGCUCUCCCGGUGCCAUUGAGAACUUCAUGCACGAUGGACAGCAGCAACACCAACAACAACACCAUCAGCGCAUGCCUUCUAGCGAGGAUUAUAAGCUGUACGAGCGCCAGAACAUUAUUGCCGCUUCCAAAUAUGCCACGCCCAAGCCAGUGGAACAAUUAGGAGGCAAUCACGGGCACGGUCACACCAAUGGUAGCCAUCACUCGCCGUUGCCGCCGCCACCAUCGUCACCACACAUCUAUGCGCCCACUGCCCAAAUACUAGGCCAACGCAUUGCGCCCCAGAAGCAUUCGCCCGUCUACGAAAAUCUGGACUUCUACGGCGCUAACUCACAAUUCGAGUCGAAUUACAAGCGCGCCCAGCCCCAGAGUCCGGCUAGUCGGCAAAGCGCCAUGCUAAACGACUAUCUACUGAUGCAGCCCAUUGGCGGCGGACGUUUUGCCCACACGCCCGUUCCAGAGGCUACGGUGCACCACAACAACACGUUACACAAUCACGGCCACGGACAAAACAACAGCCAGCAACACGACGAGGUGGCGCCCAUAUACGAAAACAUCAUACCACAUUCGGGCCAACGUGCUCAGCCGCAGGCCUCGCCCGCCACAGCGACUAUGUAUCAACAUACGGAAAUGGCCACGCCCACGCCGAAUAGUAGCAUGGGGAGUGGCAAUACGGCAGGCGGAUCUCUGGUGCAGCACUCACGCGAACACUCCGGCCUGGACAUGAAUGCAUUAUUAGCCUCGCCCAUGCACCAGCGCAGUAUCUCCAAUAUGUCUAAUGCGGGUGCAUCGUCGACGGCGACGGGAACGCUCAGCUCUCCCACGCAACGAUAUAGGAAUCUGUCACUGCCCAGCCACCUUAGCCCGGUGCCGCUGUCGCCGGCGAAGCUUCAGCAGCAUACGCCCAUCAAGCACAUGCCCAUGCACGGGGGCAUCAACGUGUCCGUGAAUCCCAAUUAUAUUGAAGACAUCAAUAGCUCCGACUAUGUCUGCAUGACGGCAAAUCUGCAUCGCAACACGGCUGCCAGAAGCCCCACAAGUAGCAGUGGCAAUGGCACCACCCAAAGCGCUGGUCUCGGUGGUUCAAUGAACAAUCCGGCCAGUCCAAAACGUGCUCCAAUUGUGGAGGACAGGCAUCCACAGGAGCCGGCUAUGGUGGCUUCACAGCCACUCCCUACAGGCACCGCCGGACGUAUGCGGCCGUCCAACGAGCGCGAGUUCACGCAGUCACCAGCAUUGCAGCUGCGUGCCACGCCCAUUUCCACAGCACCACUGGCUGUGGCCACCUCGCCCACACCCUCGCAGGGCAGCACAGCGGCUACAGCCGCUUUGGUGCCAAAACGAGGUCUCACCAAAAAUCUGCUGCCCUACAGCGUCACACCGCCGCGUCCGGCUGGUCCGACCGAGGCGCAACGUAAAAUCGAGGAACUCACUCGCCAGCUAGAGGAAGAGAUUGAGCAGAGUGAGGAGCAUGGCGAAUAUUUCGGCAUUUGUCACACCUGCGGUGAGAAGGUGAAGGGUGCUGGCCAGGCCUGUCAGGCCAUGGGAAACUUAUAUCACACCAACUGCUUUAUUUGCUGCUCCUGCGGUCGGGCUUUGCGUGGCAAGGCCUUCUACAAUGUCCAUGGACGUGUCUACUGCGAGGAGGAUUACAUGUAUUCGGGCUUCCAGCAGACUGCGGAAAAGUGCGCCAUUUGCGGACACCUGAUCAUGGAAAUGAUUCUGCAAGCCAUGGGCAAGUCAUAUCAUCCUGGCUGCUUUCGCUGCUGCAUUUGCAACGAAUGUUUGGACGGCGUGCCCUUCACAGUGGACGUGGAUCACAAGAUCUAUUGUGUGAACGACUAUCAUCGGAUGUUUGCGCCCAAAUGCGCCAGCUGUGGCAAAGGAAUCACACCCGUCGAGGGCACGGACGAAACCGUGCGAGUCGUGUCCAUGGACAAGGACUUCCAUGUGGACUGCUAUAUUUGCGAGGAGUGUGGCAUGCAGCUGACCGAUGAACCAGACAAGCGUUGCUAUCCGUUGGACGGACGCUUGCUCUGCCGGGGCUGUCAUCUGCAGCGUCUGGCGCUGCAAUCCUCUCCUCACGCCCGCCACCAGGAGCCGGUGUGUGCCUCGUAUCAGUAUAUGGGCUGAAGCUCAGGCUGCCACAUCUCCGGCACUGUAUUCCAUAUUUAUGGCAUUUAUCCAUUAGCUACAUAUACCCACAUGUAUUCCUUGAACGCUGACUGCGCCAGAAGUGGGACUCUAACCCGCUGCUGGCUUUGAUAUAAUCUGUAUACACAAAUACUUAGAGACUACACUUAAGCUGUGCGCACAAAGCAGUGGAUGCUCAGUAAAUGCAACCAUUUUGUCCCUUUCAAAUAUAUUUCCAAAUGCAAAAAAUGCUGAACUCAACUAACUGCCUCAGAAUACACCAGAAGAGAAACUAAAUCAAAUGGAUAUAGAUAAACCCUUAUAUCGGAAAACUAUGCGAAAUCAAUGCUGACAAAUGGAAAUGAAAUCGAAAACAGGCCUGAUAUUUGAAAUUUAUUUUCCAAAUAUUAGUUAGUAUUCAUCACAGUACUUCGAUCAUAAUUUCUUCGAUAGGACAUAGGACAGAAAUUGUCGAAGGCAUGCAGUCAGCUUGUAAAUGGUAAUUAUUUGAAAGUAGACACUUUGUAGAAACUUUUGAAACUGAUGAAGCAUUGUUUGUAUAUUUAUACGUAAAUUUUAAUUUGUAAAUGUUCAAUUGUGGCAAUUAACAAACAUUUGUUCGCACAAACAACAACACACUACACCUGCAGACUAUUGCAAUGGAAAGCGUUUUUUUGGUAAUUGUUAGCAUCCACUGCGUAAACACUUUGAAGUAAUCUAUUCCAAAAUCGCCACUAAACAUACAUUAAUGUAAACAACGGAUAUUUCUUAAUGCAUAUUAAUAAAAAAUACAAAUAUUGAACGAA
This is a messenger RNA of Scaptodrosophila lebanonensis, 3466 nucleotides long. RefSeq names its product LIM domain-containing protein jub (gene jub). Lineage: Eukaryota; Metazoa; Arthropoda; Insecta; Diptera; Drosophilidae. Gene Ontology annotation, cellular component: P-body; transcription regulator complex; adherens junction. The coding region runs from base 324 to 2660 and encodes 778 amino acids. The record is from RefSeq and is a predicted model, not a curated record. The transcript is spliced from 8 exons. Gene Ontology annotation, biological process: negative regulation of hippo signaling; positive regulation of miRNA-mediated gene silencing; cytoskeleton organization. Gene Ontology annotation, molecular function: transcription corepressor activity.